Messenger RNA from Mizuhopecten yessoensis (Yesso scallop), 1024 nucleotides. RefSeq names its product carbohydrate acetyl esterase/feruloyl esterase-like. The record is from RefSeq and is a predicted model, not a curated record. NCBI's taxonomy places the organism in Eukaryota, Metazoa, Mollusca, Bivalvia, Pectinida, Pectinidae. The annotation marks the transcript as partial. The transcript has a single exon.
GUCAGUAAAGUUUUUGCUGACCCAGAUCCAAACUUCCAUAUUUAUUUAGCUUUCGGUCAAUCAAAUAUGGAAGGUCAAGGUCCAAUUGAAGAACAAGAUUUAGUUCCAGAACCACGUUUCAAAAUGCUUAACACUUUUGAUGGAUGUACUGGUCAUGAAUUCACCCGUAAGCUCGGUGAAUGGUAUGAUGCUCUUCCACCAAUUGCUAACUGUCACGGUCACUUAGGUCCAGCCGAUUACUUCGGUCGUACUUUAGUUAAGAAGUUACCAGAAGAAGUUAAGGUUGGUGUUGCCGUUGUUGCCGUUGCUGGUUGUGAUAUUAAGCUUUUUGAAAAGGACAACUACAAGGAUUACCCACUUGCUGAUUAUAUGGAAGACAGAGUUAGAGGAUAUGGUGGUAACCCAUACGGACGUUUAAUUGAAAUGGGUAAGAAGGCUCAAGAAGUUGGUGUCAUCAAGGGUAUUCUUUUCCACCAAGGUGAAACUAACAAUGGACAAGAAUCAUGGCUUGGUCGUGUUAAGGCCGUCUAUGAAAACAUUCUUGAAGAUUUAGACUUAAAGGCUGAAGACACUCCAUUCAUUGCUGGUGAAGUCGUUCGUGAAGAAUACAACGGUCUUUGCAGUGCUCACAACGCCAUCAUUAAAAGACUUCCAGAAGUUAUUCCAACUGCCCAUGUUGUUUCUGCUAAAGAUUUACCACCACAAGAUGAUAACCUCCACUUCUCUACUGAAUCUUACCGUAAGUUCGGUGCUCGUUACGCUGAUGUUAUGUAUGAACUUCUUACUAAGAAUGAAGAAACCGGAAAGGAAGAUGAAGAAGAAUGCUGGGCUACUCCAUUAGGUUACCCAUGUUGUCAAGAUGUUGCUGCUGUCCUUGAAACCGAUGAAGAUGGUGAAUGGGGUGCUGAAAACGGUGAAUGGUGUGGUAUUGUUAAGAACGAUUCAUCCUGCUGGGCCCAUGCCAUUGGUUACAAGUGCUGUAGUACCGAUAAGUGUAAGAAGGUCUACGAAGAAGAUGAAAGCG